AUGGCAACAGGAGCACUUCACGACAGUCAUUUACCGUAUUCCGGUGGCCUGUGUCGUGUAUUUUGCCGAAUCACCAUGGCGUUGAAAGAGACCGCAGGUCUUUAUGAGACACUCAAAACGGAGUGGAACAAGAAAAACCCAAACCUGAGUAAAUGUGGAGAACUUCUGAGCAAACUCAAGGUUUCAUUACUGGAGCUGAACUUCUUACCUACCAGUGGGUCAGCGCUUACCAAGCAGCAGCUCAUUUUAGCUCGUGAUGUCCUUGAAAUCGGAGCCUUGUGGAGUAUCCGCAAGAAGGACAUUCCAUCAUUUGAGAGAUACAUGGCCCAGCUAAAAUGUUACUACUUUGAUUACAAGGAUGAACUGCCUGAAGCUGCCUACAUGCACCAGUUACUUGGACUGAACCUGCUCUUCCUGCUCUCACAGAACCGUGUGUCUGAGUUUCACACAGAACUUGAGAGACUGAGUGCACGAGAUAUUCAGACCAAUGUAUACAUCAGGCACCCAGUGUCCCUAGAGCAGUACUUGAUGGAAGGAAGCUACAACAAGGUAUUUCUUGCCAAAGGCAACAUCCCUGCAGAGAGCUACACCUUUUUUAUAGAUAUUCUGCUCGACACAAUUCGUGAUGAGAUCGCAGGUUGUAUAGAGAAGGCAUAUGAGCAGAUCCAGUUCAACGAAGCCACUCGUGUGCUUUUCUUCAGUUCCCCAAAUAAGAUGACAGAGUAUGCCAACAAGAGGGGAUGGAGUCUGAGCCCAGAUUACUAUUACUCUUUCACCAGUCAGCAGCAGCGGACAGAGGAGGUGACCAUCCCCUCUACGGAGCUGGCACAGCAGGUCAUCGAAUAUGCACGACAGCUUGAAAUGAUUGUGUAAUCCGCCCCCAGGAACACACUCAGCCAUGUACAGACACACACCGCUGAUCCUGUGUACAUCCAGUCAGCUCAAAUGCAGUUUGCUUGAGGCAUUUGACUUCAUUAAUUGACAGAGUGGUUGAUUUGUUGCCCAAACCUCGAAAAUCAUUUAUUUUUCCUGUAUUCCACUUAUGUGCAGGUCCUUCUUUUUUAAAACAUCUGGAACAAAACGUUAAGUUUCACAGGUGACAAGUCUUUUCAGCAAUAGCUACACAUCUACCUUUUAUUAAAGACAUUCAAGGGGUUCAGUGUCACAGUUUAAUAUUUUACCCAAUAUGCCAUCUGAACAACAUUGAAAACUGAGCUUUUUAGGGGUUAUUCUCAGCUGGUGACCGAAAAACAAUGACUUCAAGUCUAGCUACUACGUCUAAUACUCCUUGGGUGUCAGCUCUUUUACAGCUACAGUAAAGUUAAUUACAAUCACCACCCUGUGACUUUGCUCGCCAGUGUCGCACAAAAAUAUCAACUCAGCAUUUUCCCCCCAAUUUAAGCAAACUCUUUUUGUAUACAAAGUUAAUUUUCUCCAUAGUAGAGCUCCCAGAAAUGUAUUGCCCUUGCUUUGUAUCUUAGCAACUGACUGAAUUGACACUGAAGUUUGUGAGUGUUUUCUAAAUGGAAAUUCCUCUUCCUCUCUAGAUGGUUUGUAAUCCAGUUGAUAUUAAAUCUUUGUCUGCAAUAAACAAUUCCAAAAAAAUGAA
This is a messenger RNA of Plectropomus leopardus (leopard coralgrouper), 1609 nucleotides long. RefSeq names its product proteasome 26S subunit, non-ATPase 8 (gene psmd8). Gene Ontology annotation, cellular component: proteasome regulatory particle, lid subcomplex; proteasome regulatory particle; cytosol. Gene Ontology annotation, biological process: proteasome-mediated ubiquitin-dependent protein catabolic process. The record is from RefSeq and is a predicted model, not a curated record. NCBI's taxonomy places the organism in Eukaryota, Metazoa, Chordata, Actinopteri, Perciformes, Serranidae.